UUCCGCCGACACAACUCGUGACAGUUUGUUUUUGCUGCCAGGAGAACCGCUGCAGGAAAGUGGCUACAAGAAUGGCGUUGCCCUGUUGCGGGGCCGAGCUGUCCCUGUCAGAGGUGUAAACAUGUCUUUUCCGUGAUUCUGUCGUCGAAGCGGCCAAGCAGGAACAGCCAUGUUUAGAGUUCAAGGUUUCGUUGGAAGAGUGUUACAUCGAUAUCUUGGCAACAACACUUUGCGAUUAUCCCAGAACCACCAUGUGGAAGACGAGGUCAUCACCGGCUCUGCUGCGCUCUCCUCCUCCCGACAACCCUCUGACAGCAGUUCUCAUAGGGAGGAGGAUGGAGAGAGGAGGAGGAAACAGAGGACCUUCCAGUUUGCUUAUGCUGAAGAGCUUCCCCGUUACUCUGCCCUGGAUGCUGUGGGAUGGGGUGCGGUGGCAGUUCUGUUCAUGCAGAUUUGCAAGAGGAUCCACUCCAGAUUCUCCUCUUCCACUGAGCCCAGUCCCAGUCCUGGAACCCUGACAGCACCAUCAGCUCUGCAGAAGUGUGGCUACCGCAGUCUGCUGGAGAUUUUGUCUCGACGCGAUGUCCUGCCCAGAGGAAGGAGUGUGUUGUGUAUGCAGCGAGUGCCAGACAAACAGAAUGGAGAUCAGUCCUCAGAUCAGAGCAGCAGCAGCACAAACGAUCUUUCCAGCGGCAACGAGCAGCACCAUCUGUCUUCAGACUGCUCCAUUUCUGACCACCGGGGAGAGCCGCUGAUCCAGGACUCACUUCAGAGGGAGGACUCUGUGGACCCAUUCUGCCCUCUACAGGAAGGCACCGGCCAAGUCAACACAGAAAAGAACCAAGAGAACUUGCCUUCAAAUGAAAAGAGGCUGGCAGAAGCAGCGAUUAACCUCAGACAAGUGGGAGACACCAGUGUUUCGGUUAUCCUCAACAUCAUGGGUCUAGAAAAUGCAAAGUGUGGGAACUAUGUGGAAGCAUUCACAUGCUUUCGAGCUGCAGCUCAGCACGGCUACAGUAAAGCACAGUUUAACACGGGCGUGUGCUACGAGAAAGGCAGAGGAGUCUGCAAGGACGAGGAGAAGGCUCUUUAUUAUUACAGACAGGCUGCAGCCAGCGGCCACAGACAGGCUCAAUAUCGCUAUGCAAAGCUGCUCCUGACCAGCAGGGGGCACCAGAGUAGGCAGGAGCUGGAAACCAUCAUUCACUUGCUGGAAGAAUCUUCCUCGGCAGGGCUCACUAAGGCUCAGAUCUGCCUAGCCUCGGUCUACUCUCGCGAUCCAGCGAGGCAUGGGUGUAGGUCGGUCCAUUGUCUGAAGAUGGCAGCAGAACUCGGCGAUCACACUGCCAUGCUGCUGUUGGGUCAGUGCUAUGAGAGCGGCUUUGGGGUUCGGCAGAACUUGAAAAUAGCUGUUGAAUUCUACAAACAAGCCGCUCAAGCGGGCAACAAGCGAGCAAAGAGCUUACUGACGCCCACAAAUGAAGCAUAUAGGAAAGAAGAUGCCGUGAUGCGCUCCAUCCGUUCGGCACCGUGCUUCCCUGUGACAGAAAGAGGCCUUCAGCAGCCACAGCACACGCUGGCCUGUCAUCGCCCCGCUACUCUGCCUCUCCUGCCACACUCAUGGAGCACCGGGAGCCUGUGCUCCCCGCCAGCAUUCUCUGCCUUACCUCUGCACCUCCAUCCAACAGGCUCACAGGCAGGAGCCUGCCAGUGGACUGUAGGGAUUGGAUAAAAGGCAAAAGCUAGCACAAGCCAAACUGAGGAACGAUUCUCAAAGUAUGAAUGUAGUUUUGCCAAAGGAAGAAGUCAGCGUGUUAAUUGUGUACAGACCAGGAAGGCUGGAUCAGCGUUCAAAGCUUUUAUUAUCGGUCAGUAAUAUUUUGUUGUCAGAUUUACAAUUUUUUCUAUCAGUGAAAAUGUUUGGGUAUGAUAUAUGAGGGUAAAGGUUUGGCAGAAUUCUGUGUAGAAUCAAAGAUAAAGCUUUGAAAAUGUCGGAACACAUUUUUUAAUAAAAAAUAUCAAGGUGCCUUUGUUUGGGCUUUUUGGCCUUCAUAUAAUUGAUUUACUCUUAUAAACAGUCUGUUACAUUAGUGUCAACGUUGAAAUGUAAUUGUGUUUUAUUCUGAAAUGGUAUUUCUCUAAUUUGAAUAACAAUUACUUUAUCAUUCAACCUGUUAACCACAUACCAAUGUUAUCAUGCACUGUUAGGAGGAUGUUGGACUACUGAGAGCACUUUUUAGAAUAAAACACUUCCAAACCAAGCGGCCCACUUUGUCAUUCAUUAGAAAUUGAAAAAAAUAGAAUUUUUUUUUUUUUCUAAUGGAUUGUGUGUAUUA
Messenger RNA from Menidia menidia (Atlantic silverside), 2336 nucleotides. The record is from the annotation of a GenBank genome assembly. Lineage: Eukaryota; Metazoa; Chordata; Actinopteri; Atheriniformes; Atherinopsidae.